Molecule: messenger RNA, 3107 nt
Organism: Ruditapes philippinarum (Manila clam)
Lineage: Eukaryota; Metazoa; Mollusca; Bivalvia; Venerida; Veneridae
Exons: 1
Coding region: 666-1730 (354 amino acids)
Source: RefSeq, a predicted model, not a curated record
UGCAUUGAUACACAGUCCCACUUUAGUCAUUGCAGACAUUAGAAGGAAACUACAUUUGUGUUUGGAGGCGAAAUAGAGGUAAAUAUUUUUAACUUUAACAGACAUAUAAUGAUUCUAAUGUUUGUUAUUGAUAAAAUAUAUUUACAAUAAAUAUUUUCUAUAGUACAGUCACAAAUUUAUUUUCAUUCAUAGGAUGCUGUGUGAAUAAGGUUCCUGGUACAGUAAAACUGCGAUCCCUCGAGGUCGCAGGAGACCGAGCCUAAACUUCGAGGGAACAACCCGAUUUUAAAUUCUCCGGUCUGUUAAGAAAGAUAUUGAAGUAAAGUAUGUUAAAAAUAUUCCUGACUUUACACCAUUUAAAAUAUAUUUACUACAUUUGUUCAUCUGUAUAACCGCCUCCGUGAUCGAGGGGUUAGAGUCGAUGACUUCUAAUUCAGUAACCUCUCUGGCAUGGGUUCGAACCCUGGGAGAUGCUUUGGUAGAAAAGCGCGGAGGAAGGUAGUCUAGUACUGGUGUAACUCUCCAGGAACGAUGGUUACGAAAUUACCCGCCUAUAUGACUGAAAUACUGUUUGGAAAAGGCGUAAAAAGAAACAAACAAACAAACUUGUUCAUCUGUAUGUCCACAUUCCCCCCCUGCCUAUCUGUAUUUUAUUUUUUACUCAGAUGCAAGCUGAUGCUAUAACCAGGGAGGAGAGGGUUGCUAUGUACUAUCACAAGGGAUUCACAAUCAAGGAGAUUGUUGGUUUUAUGAGCUUACAAUACGAUACUAUAUUGAGUGAACGAACAGUACAUAGGAUUUUGAGAAGCCAGGGACUAUACAGGCGUCAAAACCAAAGCGGGUUACCAGAUGUUGUUGAGGCAAUUUUACUGGAACUUUCCGGAACCGGACAGAAUGCUGGAUAUCGUCAAAUGAGACAGAGACUUUUGGUACAUCAUGGUAUAGUCGCAACUUGUGAAACUGUAAGGCUUGCACUUAGUGUAAUAGACCCAAGUGGUGUAAUGCUUAAACAGUCUAAAACACUAAGACGUCGUGUUUAUAGAAAUGCUGGCCCUAACUUUGCUAUACAUUUCGAUGGAUGGGAUAAGUUAAAACCAUAUGGCGUGUCAAUGCAUGGUGGUAUUGACGGGUUUUCCCGACGACUGUUGUGGUUGAAAUGUUGUAACUCAAACAAAAAGCCUCAGUAUAUUGGUCACUUUUAUUUGUAUGUUGAAGAAAUUCAAGGCUUGCCGCUGCGCGUGUACGCUGAUCGAGGUGCAGAAAAUGUUACUGUCCGUGAUAUACAACAUGCUUUGCAUUCGAUGGACCCGCAUCAGUAUUUGGGGUAUAGCAAUUUUGUGUAUGUGUCGUCCACCAGGCAUGUAAGGAUAGAACGAUUUUGGAGGACAUUACGGGACAUGUGUGGGAACACAUGGAUGAAUUUUUUUAAGGAUAUGUGUGACAUGGGGAUCCUAGAUACCACGGAUAACCUUCACCUGGAAUGUGUUAGAUAUUGCUAUUUUACUCUAAUAAGAAAAAAUCUCAAUGAUGUUAUUGGUGUGUGGAACUCACAUCGGGUUAGGCAGUGUCGUUUUGCUGAAAGUCCAGCUGGCAAACCGGACGUUUUGUUUUACCAGCCGGAACUGUACGGUGCUGGGGAUUUUAAAGUUCCAUUGGCAAAUGGUUUGCAAGAAGUCAGAGAAAGGUUUUGUGAGAAUCCAUCACAGAAUGGUGAUAUGAAGAAUUUUUAAUUUUAGCCAGGAACGUAUUGACAGAGUUCGAUAUGGGUACUGCUAGAAACAGACUUGAAGCCACGGAAAUGUUCAUUGCAAUAACUGCUUAUGCUGACUGCUUGUAAAAAUGAAGAGUAUUGUAAAGUAGAAAAAGUACUGUUUACUGUUGAUCUGGAGCGUUUCUCUACAUAAUUUGAGAGUUGUCUGUGUGUGUUGUUUGUCAUCUAACAGUGUGUACUUAGGAAGAAUUAAAAGAAAUAGUAGAUCCAAUCCAAUUUCCAACUAGCUCGACGAUGUGUACGCUGUUCAUCCGUGAUCACGGAUGAACAGCGUAACAAUCAUGCCAAGAAAUACCAGCCAAUUUUUCCACUACACAUUAACCCCUUAUUGACCGAGAAGCUAAGGUCAAUUUCUCAUGUUAUCAUGUCUUGAGAAUUGCUGCAUUUUGGUUUGGAAGAAUGUAUUAAAUUUUGCCAAGAAAAACACGAGGAAGUAUUAAAAGGACUGUGCCACAGACUGGCACCAAACAAGUUUUUUUUCUGUAACGAAUCUCAGGACAAUUAUCCAAUAGAAUGUGUUAGUUACGCUUUGAUAUCAUAAAUGUUAUGUAAAAUUAUGUGUCGGAUACCGGGUUCGAACCCGCAUCGCCAAAAUUGUAGGCUCACUCGCUGCACUACAAAGGCAUAUCCUAAUUAGGUGAGAUAAUUAAGCUAUACACCUACCUCGGUCAUAUCACGUGAUAACACCGACUAGCCAAAACAAAAACACAAAAACAUUUUUUUUUUAAAUUACAUAUUUAAUAUUAAUAUGAUAGCGAAAUAUUUAUAUUGAUCCGGAUUGCCUUCACAAACUGUAGUAAAUACAAAUAUAUUUCCCACGUCUAUAAUAUGGUUUUUGAAUUUGGACUCGUAAAUAAUAUCCCAUUUAGCGACAGAAAUAAUGUGAAGGUGAAAUACACAAAUCUAGAAAGAAAAAAAAACAAAUAUUUUUAUUACUUUAUUCAAAUAAGGUCACUGAAUAUUGUAAAUUGAUACAUUUCUUUUUCAAAAUACUCGUAAAUCAAUAUUUUAAUAACCUAAAAAGUAUAAAAGAAAUGUUUGGCGACAUAAAUCAUGAUACGAACUGCGGAUCCUAGGGCUAUUCCAGAAGUCGCAUUUUUUGCGAAAGUUUUUAUAAUCACUAUAAAAAAAAAUCUUAUCUGGAAUUGACCUUUCUAUCGGAAAGAAGAUGUUUGUUACAGACAAACUUACAUCAACUUGUGUUUUGGACCUUUAAAGGCUGGCGACACAUAUUGGCAAUUCUAUAUGAGAAUGGGUCAGAUACUGGAUUGAGUGCUACCGCAAUGUUUCAGAUCACUAAUCUCAUUCUGACAUGACUCGCUUUUCAUCCCCUUUU